UUGGCCACCAAAAACUAAAUCCCUAAAAGCUGCUAGCAAAUUUCAAUCUUCACCCAGAAAUUCCUUUGUAGAUCUCCCUCUAGAUCAAAUCUUUUUCAAUCCCAUUGAAAAAAAAAUUCAAUCUUUACCAUCAAAAAGUUCAAAUCUUUGCAAUUUUCCCAAUCAAAAACAUCAAUUUUUACACUUUUCCCCAUCAUCCUCACCUUUCUCUCCUGUAUUUCUCUUCAUCUCGCUCCACGAUUCCCAGAUUCGUUCAAUUUUCGGUCUUUUGCUUCAGAUCUUGGCGGAUUGCUUAUUGCUGUUUGACUUAUAAUCUCUUGCAUCCAUGGCUACAAGUUUCCUCAACAAGCGAGAGAUUGGAUAUAGAGAACCAAUAUGGCCAUGGUCUUUGAGGGUAGAAGACUGUUUGUUUUGCUGCUGGUUUAUUGUCCUGCAUACUUCAUGGCUUCCUUGGAUAUGUCUCUUGAUGAUAUGAUAAAAAGUAGGAGAAAUAAUGAGAAAGGAGGUAGGGGACAAGGCAGGGCCCGACGAGGAAGAGGGCAAGGAGGAUCAGUUAGAGGUGGAAGAACAACAGGAGCUCUUCGUAAAGGGGCACUUGGUGUAAAUGCUCGGCCAUCUGCCAACAGAAUUGCCAAGUCUUUCCACAGAACCAAGAAUUUGCCAUGGCAGAAUGGUUUGCUUGAAGAUAGUCUUAGAGCUGCAGGGAUAUCGUCAGGGUUAGAGAGUGGCACUAAGGUGUAUGUAUCUAACUUGGAUGUCGGAGUGACAAAUUCAGAUAUAAGGGAACUCUUCGCCGAGAUGGGUGAACUGAUACGAUAUGCUAUCCACUAUGACAAAAAUGGACGUCCAAGUGGCUCAGCUGAGGUGGUUUUCGCCAGGAGGAGUGAUGCAUAUCAAGCACUUAAAAGAUACAACAAUGUUCAGUUGGAUGGGAAACCUAUGAAGAUAGAAAUUGUUGCUCCCAAACCGGACAUUCCUUUAUCAGCUCGUGUAGAUGUUGGACGAGCAAAUGGAAGGAGGACUGUUGUCAUGAUGCCGGGCUCAGUUCGUGGAAGGGGUGGUGCAUCUGCUGCUAAUCGUGGUUCAAGUCAAAGGGGCCACGGUGGCUUGGGUAAUGCAUCAGGACGAGGCCGCGGUCGUGGACGUGGAGGACGCGGUCGUGGUGGUAGGGGUAGGAAGAAUGGCGUUGAGAAGUCGGCAGAAGAUCUUGACAAGGAGCUGGAAAACUAUCAUGCUAGUGCAGAUGCUAUGCAAACCUAAUACAGUGGUGCACUUUCAAGAACUGCAAGAACAUUUGCUGUAAAGUUUGCUGACUGCUAUAGUAUUUUUUUUCUGAUACUUUCGGAGGAUGCUAGUUUUUGGUUUUAAUGGUUUGUAACAUGAAUAGUAGAACGUCGAUGUGAGUUAGUAUAAUGACUAUAUGGUAGCUUUGUUGCUUUAUUUUGUUUGUGUCCGUCCAAGUAUUAACCAUGGAUCUGGAACUAACUAGCAAAGCAUUUGCUUGGAAAAGUGAAUAUGGUGAGAAAAUUGAACUUCAAUGUU
Messenger RNA from Solanum lycopersicum (tomato), 1542 nucleotides. RefSeq names its product THO complex subunit 4D-like. NCBI's taxonomy places the organism in Eukaryota, Viridiplantae, Streptophyta, Magnoliopsida, Solanales, Solanaceae. Gene Ontology annotation, cellular component: nucleus. Gene Ontology annotation, molecular function: mRNA binding. Gene Ontology annotation, biological process: mRNA export from nucleus. The record is from RefSeq and is a predicted model, not a curated record.